Messenger RNA from Hyaloscypha bicolor E, 2709 nucleotides. RefSeq lists its product as uncharacterized. Bases 1 to 2709 code for a protein of 902 amino acids. Gene Ontology annotation, molecular function: nucleic acid binding; ATP binding; ATP-dependent chromatin remodeler activity. The transcript is spliced from 3 exons. Lineage: Eukaryota; Fungi; Ascomycota; Leotiomycetes; Helotiales; Hyaloscyphaceae. The record is from RefSeq and is a predicted model, not a curated record.
AUGUCGAGCUUCGGAAAGCGCUCCUCUUCCUGGAUCGACCUGACAGGUUCGGACGAUGAGAACUCGGCGCCACAGCCCAAGCAGGCACGCGUCUCUGCUAGCCAGUCCGCCUCGGCAUCUCAGCCGCGACCCAGCCAAUCCUUGAAUGCUCGAGAUACAUGGGGUGAAGCUGAUGAAGAGGACGAGAUUCUCGAUCUCAGUCAAGAUGCUGACGAGGGAAAUGGAUGGGUUUGUGUAGGAGCCAUCGACGGUAAGAUUGUGGGGAUCCGUUAUUACGAUGGGUACGCAACGAUGGGGGAGCAGGUCAUGGUCAAGAGAGAACCGAGAAAUCCGUAUGAUUCUAAUGCGAUUAGAAUCAACAACGUCCAGGGAACUCAGAUUGGGCAUCUUCCGAGGAAUUUAGCCGCCAAGCUAGCUCCUUAUAUGGAUUCAAGGACUAUUGUCAUUGAAGGAGUGCUUGCUGGGGAGAAGGGGGGCUGGGAUUGUCCCAUAAACUUGAAGAUCUAUGGUCCUGGAGAGCGAAUCGCUCGCAAUCAGCUCGAAGCUAGGAUGAAGCAGGAUCGAGUGCCAAUCAGAAAACUAGGUAUAGCAGCACCAAAGCAACCCAAGCAAGCUGUUCCUCCUCCUCAGCGAAGACAAAUGGGGUAUCACAGCUCCCAAAGUUCUUCUCAGUCAGCCAGCAGCCAGCCUGAACCUCUCCCUGGACUUGGUAUCGAACAUUUCGUUGCGAACAGCGAGAGAUUUAACCCACGAGAUGUUGAGAAGAUGGUGGAGCAGUGGGGAGCCGGUGAAGAUGCUCUUAAGGCGAUGCCAUUCGCUGAGCAGCCCGAAGGACUGGUCUCAACUCUCCUUCCAUAUCAACGGCAGGGACUUGCUUGGUUGCUUGAGAAGGAGCAUCCUGUUCUUCCAGCACCUGGUUCUAUCGAUGUUGUCCAACUUUGGAAGCGAUCACAGCGCCAUGCCGGAUUUACGAAUCUAGCAACUCAAUACACCACUGCAGCGCCACCGGUCCUCGCAAAGGGUGGUAUUCUGGCCGACGACAUGGGACUCGGAAAGACUUUGCAGGUUAUCAGUCUCAUCCUGGAAGGCGGCCCAGGCACAACUCUCAUUGUUGCCCCAGUCAGUGUCAUGUCAAACUGGGUUCAACAAAUCGAGAGGCAUGUCAAGAAGGAACGAAAUAUGAAGGUAUUGACAUACCAUGGAAGCAACAGAAAGCGAAUGACCCACAGAGAAUUCGGAGAAUAUGAUGUUGUUGUCACCAGUUAUGGUACACUGGGCACAGAAUAUUCGUCAAAUGGCAAGACGGCGGAAAAGAUCCCUCGAAAAGACGGUCUCUUCUGUAUCAAUUGGGCUAGAGUUGUGCUUGAUGAAGGUCACAACAUACGCAAUCCCUCAACAAAGUCUGCCGUGGCAGCUACGAGCCUUCUGGCGACCGCCCGAUGGGUACUCACAGGUACUCCAAUUGUCAACACCAUCAAGGACCUGUAUUCAAUGCUCAAAUUCCUUGCUAUCACCGGGGGCUUGGAGCGUAUGGAGAUCUUCAACGCUAUUCUCACCCGACGACUUGCUGUUGGCGAUCCUGGAGCUGAAGCUAUCCUUCAGUCUGUCAUGCGGACUUGGACUUUGCGCAGAAAGAAGGACAUGAAGUUCGUUGACUUGAAGUUACCAGAACUCUCUGAGUAUGUUCAUCGUAUUACGUUCCGAAACGAUGAGAGGGAGAAAUACGAAGCCCUGCAAGCCGAGGCAAAAGGCAUGGUCAAGCAAUUCCAAGCUGGAAAGUCAAAGAAUGGCCUCGACAUGUAUCGACAUGUCCUCGAAGUUCUUCUUCGGAUGCGACAAGUUUGCUGUCACUGGAAAUUGUGUGGCACACGGGUGACUGACUUACUUCCCCUCAUCGGGUCCGGCGAGGUUGUUGCCUUGACAAAAGAGAAUCGUGCUGCUCUCCAACUUCUGCUCCAGCUCGAUAUCGACAGCCGGGAGGACUGCCCAAUCUGUCUGGAGGAAUUACACAACCCUGUCAUCACCGCAUGCAAGCAUAUCUUCGGCCGAGAAUGUAUCGAGAAGACCAUCCAGUUGCAGAACAAAUGCCCGAUGUGUCGUGCUGAACUUGCGGACACCGACUGCCUGGUACAUCCUGCGGUGGAAGAAAAGGCUGAAGAAGAUCCGGACCUUGACGUCGAGACCAAGAGCAGCAAGACCGAGGCUCUGAUGAGUAUCUUGACCGCCAGCCGACGAGAUCCCAAGUCAAAGGUUGUGAUCUUCUCUCAAUGGACGAGUUUCCUGAACAUCAUCCAGCAUCAACUGACCGAAGCUGGCAUGAAAUAUUGUCGUAUUGAUGGCUCGGUGUCAGCUCAAGCAAGGGACGCUAGUAUAACAGCCCUCGAAUCCGACCCUGACACUCGUAUAUUGCUCGCAUCCCUCUCUGUUUGCAGCGUUGGCCUGAACCUCGUUUCGGCGGACACGGUCAUCCUGGCUGAUUCUUGGUGGGCUCCGGCAAUUGAAGAUCAAGCCGUUGAUCGAGUUCAUCGACUAGGACAAACCAGACCUUGCACGGUAUGGAGACUCAUUAUGGAAGACAGCAUCGAAGAGCGAGUUCUUACGAUCCAGGCUGAGAAGCGCAAGCUGGUUGGAAAGGCGUUCCAGGAGAAAGAGAAAUCAGGCAAAGAAAAGACGACAAGAAUGGGCGACAUUCUAAAAUUACUCUCUUAG